Molecule: messenger RNA, 819 nt
Organism: Salvia hispanica
Lineage: Eukaryota; Viridiplantae; Streptophyta; Magnoliopsida; Lamiales; Lamiaceae
Product: PLASMODESMATA CALLOSE-BINDING PROTEIN 1-like
Source: RefSeq, a predicted model, not a curated record
CUUCUCCCCAAAUAAAAAAAAGCAACAAACACUCCACUCCAUUCCACACUCUACCAAAAUUCCUUCUCUCUCAUGGCUGCUUCUUCUCUGCUUCUGCUUAUGCUAGUGCUUCUCGCGAUUGCUGCACGCUCCAGUGCAACGUGGUGCGUGUGCAAACAGGGCGUGAGUGACGCGGUGUUGCAGAAAACACUGGAUUACGCGUGUGGAUCCGGGGCGGACUGCAACCCGACCCGCCAAAGCGGCCCAUGUUUUAGCCCAAACACUGUUAGGGCACAUUGCAACUACGCCGUCAACAGCUACUUCCAGAGGAACCGUCAGGCGCCGCUCUCUUGUGAUUUCUCUGGCACUGCUGUCGUCGUCAAUUCUGACCCUAGUACGGGUGGUUGUGCUUUUCCUUCCACUUCAAGUAGCAGCGUCAUUCCGACUACAACUCCUAAAACACCAGGUACCGCCAUACCCACAGUCACAACGGCAAACGGCGGUUCGCCUCUCGUAACAACCCCUACAACGGGAGGGGGUAAUAAUGGUCUAGGAACACCAGGUUUCAACAAUAACUUAAACGGUGGAACAAUUUUAGUUCCUAAAUGCAUCCUCUUGUACUUGCUCUUGAUUUUAAUUAUCUUCUGAUUUUAAUGGGAUUGAUAAGCUUUCCGAGGAUGACUUUUAAACUACCCUGACUAUUUAUUUUUAUUUUGCUAGGGUAAUGCAAUAGUAUAUAUUAUAUGGGACCUAUGUACAAAUUCCUGCCUAUUUUCGACUAUGUAUGUCGAAAAUAAAAGAUUGGUUCUCUUUUGUGGUAUUAAAGUAUCUUUGGUGUUA